Messenger RNA from Bradysia coprophila, 713 nucleotides. RefSeq lists its product as uncharacterized. Lineage: Eukaryota; Metazoa; Arthropoda; Insecta; Diptera; Sciaridae. The record is from RefSeq and is a predicted model, not a curated record.
ACUUUAAACGCAACGAUUCGACCGACCGGUGCGAUCAGUCGCUAAAUAUUUUCUAAAAUAGUAUUUUUCAAUACUUUUCGUUUAGAAAUUUUGUGUUUUACGUUUUACGUGUGCUUUCGAGUGAAUAUGGAGUACACAACAAGUCCGAUUGAUUUAACAUACAAAAACAUUCUACGGAAGUUCUUCAUGGCGGACGAAAAAUUGAUUGCGCAACGAAACGAGAGAAUUGAGAAAGCGUUCCAAUUUGUUGUGCACAAUACACCGAAUCGUGACCUGUCUGAAUAUUUACAAGAUGUCGUAAGGAAUAAGGUUGCUUCUUUUGAAAUAACUUUUUUCAAAAAGUGGCGAGCAUCCAAAUGCAAAUCCGUAGCAGAGUUCGAGCAACAGCACGAGAAAUGGAUUCACCUGGAUCUGAAGCUCCCACCAUCAAUCACAUCAGUAAACAGUCGUGAAACAACACGUGAUAAAAAAGGUUUUGGUCAACUGUCGGACCGGCAGAAAAAUCGAAGGGUUGACGAGGAUUUGAAUGGCUUUGAUGUGGAUCAAUUAUUGUUGGCAUCGUCCAAAGCAGCGCAGAGUUCUAACGAAUUAGAUUUGUCGUACGUGUUGAGAUUGCUGUAUCAUGACCACAAUAAAGCAACUAUACUGCGAAACCUCUUAAAAGAAAAAAAGCAAUAAAGUCUGUAAAAAUAAAAAGAAAACGAAAAUAAAAU